CCCAGACCUGCGCAGGUCUCUGUCCUGCACCAUCACCAUCACCAUCACCAUCACCUCCCCCAGAUCCGCUCCAUCCUCCAGCGUCCUCUGCUGCCGUCUCGACCUGCUUCUGCUUCUGCUUCAUCUUCUGCUCCCUCCCCCCGCCUUGGCCUCUAAGUAAUACCAUAAUACCUCAGCCCCGCGACCCCCAGCUCGGUCCAGCCAUCGCUUUUUGCUCCCUGUCGAUCGCUUUGAAAUAGCCCUCCUUCCCCUUUGUCGCCAUGAAGCUCGCUUCCUCGCUCAACCCCAAGGCCGUUCCGUUUCUGCCUGCCUCCUGUCCCCGUCUGUCCUGCGACUCCGAGUCCGAGACCUCCCGGUGCUCCGAGGACACUGUGUGUGGAGCCGCCCCGCACGACCGGCUCUGCGAGAGCCAGCUGCCUGUAUCGCCCCUGACCCCAGAGCAAGCCUUUGCUCCCAAGCGAGUCUCUUUUGUCAGCACAGUCGCUGUUGGCGUCACGUUUUCGAAGCUGGACUAUGAUCGCAAACCGAUCGAUGUCGAUCCAAUCACCAAAGAGGACAUCCAAGAGAUGUUCCGGUACCGUGCCGAGAUGGCCUUCAACUACCCGCCCCUGGCCCUCCAGCCCAACUCCCGCGCGGCCCAGUGCGCCUUCCCUGUCGAGUCGCUGCCCUUCCGCCCUGUUCCUCGCCGCGAUCUGAUGACCGCCAAUGCCGCCGCCUCCGUGCAGCCGCCUUCCUUCGGCCCCUAUGUAUAUAAGCCCAUCUCGCUCAGUAAUGCCUACGACCCUGUUACGCCGCCUCCGUCGCCGAUCCCUAUGGCCUAUACCUCCUUCCACUACACAGCCAAGUCUUCUGUCUCAACGCUGCGACCCUUCCAUCCAUCGCCGAGCCCGUCUGCUGCGUGUGCCAAGCUCCCCCAGCAGUUCGAUCAGGUGCCGACCGGCAACAACUUUGCUGCCAUUGGCCCUCCCUCUUGGAGCAUGUACCACCUCUGUCAGCCCCAGCCCCAGCCCCAGCUGCAAUCUCAGUCGCAGCUCCAGUCGCAGCUCCAGUCUCAGCUCCAGCUCCAAUCUCAGCCUCAGCCUCAACUUUCGUCUCGACUCCAGCCCCAGCACCACGCACAGCACACACAGCACCCACUUCACCCAUCCCACAACCGCCAUCAGCAUCACCAUCACCAUCAAUAUCGUCAAAAUAUCCAGCAAUAUCAUCUUCCGCAUCACUACUCCAAGCAGCCGCCCUUGACAUCAAGUUUUGUUCCUGUCGCCACGAUGAAAACCACCAUAUAGAUCUAAUUCGGCUGUCGGUGCUCGCCUGGCCCCAAGCAUGCGCUCCGCGCUGCAUGUGUGUUCUUGUAUGCUUAUUCUCUGCUCGAGCGAAUGUACUCUGCGUUUCUAAUCCUUCUGUAUGUAAAUACCGCCGUCGAUCACUGGCCGUCUGUCCU
Messenger RNA from Polychytrium aggregatum, 1441 nucleotides. RefSeq lists its product as uncharacterized. The coding region runs from base 261 to 1286 and encodes 341 amino acids. The transcript has 2 exons. The record is from RefSeq and is a predicted model, not a curated record. NCBI's taxonomy places the organism in Eukaryota, Fungi, Chytridiomycota, Chytridiomycetes, Polychytriales.